AUGAUCAGUCGUCGGAAAAGUGUGGCUUUUCAGCUCCCUUCUGAUCCGCCCAGGGGACAAAAAGUAAAAGAUAAGGAGGAAAAGGGGGUCAGUAUUUGGACGAUAAUUUCUACUGGUAACGCGGAGGGUCUGCGACAGUAUAUAAAGACCAAUGGGGCGGCAAGUCUCAAUAAACGAUCCGGAAAUUUCCGUUCCCCUCUUGGACUCGCAGUGUAUCUGGAAAAUCCAGAACUGGUCCAAAUUAUGUUGGAGUGUGAUCCGAGACCGGAUGUGAAUAUAAUUGACAAAAACGGGAAUACACCCCUCCAUGAGGCAGUGGAAAGGGGGUAUCUACAAAUAACCAAACAACUUCUUAAUACAGGGAUGUGCAAUUUGGAAUUGAAAACCCCCCAUAAUUACACACCUUUGAUGAGAUCCGUGUACAAUGACUAUGAAGAAAUCGCGGAAGCACUGAUUACCGCAGGUGCCAAUAUUGAGGCGACUGGAGCCAAGGGGCGGACCAGUCUGUUUAUAGCCGUGAUAGAGAGUAGCCUGAAUUGUAUGGAACUUUUACUGAAGAAUGGCUGUAAUAUGGCCGUCCGAGACAGCCACGGAUUCACAAUGCUAAAAACAAUCUUCAAAACCAACUCUAUCAUCAAAGCUGAGGCGAUUAAACUACUUCAAAAAUUUGAGUAUAAUAUCGAUCACGACAGAGAUUAUUUAGAGGACAUGGUGAAGAAAAGCAAGGACCCCAAUGACAAGGUUUACGCAGAGAUGCUACUGCAGAAUAAGUCCAUUAAGGAAGCCUGUGAAAAUCCUUUCGCUUCCGGGGGCUGGCACCGGCGCAACUCCCUAGCAACAAGACGCAUCUCCGUUAUCAGCGAGAUCUCGCUGUCAUUUAUAUAUGGAAAGCAGUUAUCAUUAACUGAAGUGGAUUAA
Saccostrea echinata is the source of this 918-nucleotide messenger RNA. Its product is annotated as E3 ubiquitin-protein ligase MIB1-like. Gene Ontology annotation, molecular function: protein binding. The coding region runs from base 1 to 918 and encodes 305 amino acids. The transcript has 4 exons. NCBI's taxonomy places the organism in Eukaryota, Metazoa, Mollusca, Bivalvia, Ostreida, Ostreidae. The record is from RefSeq and is a predicted model, not a curated record.